AUGCUUGCUGAGCUUCUAUUCACUAUCGCGGCGCUCCAACCUCGUGCUUUGGCACAGAGCUGCCCCUCUCUCACUGCCAGCUAUCCGGCUCCGUCGGUGGCAAGUGGGUAUGAGGCGAGGCUGAUUGCCCAAGGCUUGACGAAGCCGCGAGGUAUCAUAUUCGAUAACAAAGGCAACCUUCUCGUUGUGGAGAGGGGCAAUGGUGUAUCCGCUUUCGCUGUAUCAGGGACUGGCUCUUGCAUAACUUUGAGCGAGAAGAAGACUGUCGUCGGUGAUGGUUCUCUCAACCACGGCAUAGAGAUUACAGAUGACGGAAAGACACUCUACGUCUCAAGUGUUGAGACUGUCUUCAAGUACGACUAUGAUUCCUCUUCCAUGACAACAAAGGGUCAAGGCAAAGCCAUCAUCACUGGGAUGACCUCCAACGAUCUUCUCACCAGGACUCUCCUUCUCUCUCGCAAAUCAAAGAACAAGCUUGUUGUUUCCAGGGGCGGUAAUGAUAAUAUCGACCUCAGCACGGUUGACAUCAACAAUGGCAUGUCACAGAUCCGUAUAUUCGAUCCCACCAAGGACUCACAGAACUAUACUGCUGGCACUACUUUGGGCUGGGGUCUGCGCAACGCCGUCGGAGUCGCCGAGAACCCCAAGGAUGGCGGCGUAUGGAGUGCAGAAAACAACGCCGAUAACAUCGAGCGUGAUGGCUUCGAGAUCCAUGAGAAUAAUCCUGCUGAGGAACUGAACUACCAUGGAAAGCUUGACGACUCCAAUAAUCCACUUCUAGGCAAGAACUACGGAUACCCGCUCUGCUAUGGCGCAUGGAACAUCACCGAGAUCCCAUCUGCCGGAACGCUGCAGAUUGGACAGCAGUUUGCGAUUGCUGAGAACAACGCUACUACCCAGGACAGCUUCUGCAGGAACGACCGUCAGGCUCCACGGUUGGUCUUCCAGCCACAUACUUCGCCGCUCGACCUAAAAUUUGACGGCAAGGGCGAGAACCUUUACGUGACUCUGCAUGGAAGCUGGAACCGUCAUGACCCCGUCGGCUACUCUGUCUCCGUCAUCAAAUUCGGCUCCGACGGCCAACCCACCGAGUCCUCAACCAGCACCAAAGCUCUCUCCCCUAUCAUCUCCAACAGCAACACCUCCGGCUGUCCUGGUAGCUGCUUCAGACCUGCAGGCCUCGGAUGGGAUAGAAACGGCCGGUUGUAUAUGACUAGCGACUCCACGGGCGAGAUCUAUGUGAUUGUGAAGGCAGGUGGCAAGGCGCUGGACGAUUCAAGACCAGCUGCGAGUGCGGCUUCAUCGAACUCAAAUGCGCUUAGCGGAUUGCUUAUUACGGUCCUGGCGUGUGCAUUUGUGUGGUUUUUGUGA
Molecule: messenger RNA, 1371 nt
Organism: Lindgomyces ingoldianus
Lineage: Eukaryota; Fungi; Ascomycota; Dothideomycetes; Pleosporales; Lindgomycetaceae
Product: soluble quino protein glucose dehydrogenase
Exons: 3
Coding region: 1-1371 (456 amino acids)
Source: RefSeq, a predicted model, not a curated record